Drosophila willistoni is the source of this 700-nucleotide messenger RNA. RefSeq names its product enhancer of split M1 protein (gene Kaz-m1). The coding region runs from base 123 to 593 and encodes 156 amino acids. NCBI's taxonomy places the organism in Eukaryota, Metazoa, Arthropoda, Insecta, Diptera, Drosophilidae. Gene Ontology annotation, molecular function: protein binding. The transcript has 2 exons. The record is from RefSeq and is a predicted model, not a curated record.
ACAGUCACAGCAAUUGUAAUCGAUAUCGAGAACCAAGCACACGUAGUCCAAAGAGCCUACAAAACAACCGCAAAAUAAAAAUACAAAAUCCAAAGUAGAAAGAAAAUAUCAAAACUUUCAAAAUGAAAUAUCAAGCAUUGACACUCUUCUGCCUGGCUUUGGCCACUGGCAUUGCAGCCAAUUCGGUGUCCAAUAACGAAACCGAUUGUCCUCAAAUAUGCAGUUCCAUCUAUAAGCCAGUUUGUGCCACCGAUGGCAACAUCUUCAAAGAAUUUGCCAGCUCAUGCAACCUGAAGGCCGACAAUUGUCGUCGUCAACGCAGCGCCCUGCAGACCUAUUCCGAAACCGAUGCCGCCUGGUGUAGCUCAGAGUUAGUAGAGAAUCUUCAUGAGAAAUUGGGCAGCUUCAAAUUGGAUGUCAAUGAAUGCCUGAAACCCUGUUCUAUGAUCUAUCAGCCAAUUUGUGUUACCAAUGGCAAAUAUCGUGCCCUCAUGAGCAACGUUUGCGCCUUUGAGACCUUCAAUUGUGCCCUGCAGGUGGCAGGAGUGGAAACCGCUGAAAAGUUCCGCAUUUUGCAAAAUGAGAAAUGCUAAAAACAUGCAGCCAGCAGACACAAAUGGAACAAUACAGGCAUUAAAUGUUAAUUUCAAAACACUAAAAUUGAUUUGAAAAAUAAAUCUAAACGACUGUUAAUAACAAA